UACCCGAGACCGACCGCCCAUUGGCUGCUUGCGCUUAGCUGUGCGCUGUGACCGUCUCCGGCUUUUCAUGCGGAAAGAAAAGGUGCGGGGUGCGAGCUGGGAGCGCAAUGUGAGCGGGGGAGCGGCUGCCCACAGGGACGAUGGACAGCUCGGCUCAGUACUUGAUGUUGUCGAGAAGGGAAGACUUCCGUGACAUCCUGGAGGAGAGGAGGACGUCGAGUGACCUGAGUCAUGCCUUGAAAAGCUUCACCCGCGUGUCCAGCAGGGCCUCCCCGCCCUGCUCUGUGAGCACCCUUAACAAGACUGUGCUGGAGUCCCAGCACCUGCAUUACAUUAUGCAGGAGGUUUCUAAGGACACUGGUGAGCCGCUGGAGGCGAUCAGAGAGGAGGCUGCGGGGAUAUUGGAGGAAAUGUCCCAGAACCUGCAGUUGGGGUACAUCCGAUUCUUGGGCUUCAUCCUAAGUAAAGUGUUCAAACGGCUGUUCCGCAAGAUCAACGUCAACGAGGAGGGGCUGCAGAGGCUUCAGCAAGCCAUGCAGGAAUCUCCAGUGGUGCUGAUGCCCAAUCACAGAAGUUACGUGGACUUCCUGGUGCUCUCCUACCUCCUCUUCACCUACGACCUCUCCAUCCCUGUCAUUGCUGCUGGAAUCCCACUGAUGGGAAUGCAGCUUAUCGGUGAGAUACUGAGAAGAUCCGGUGCUUUCUUCAUCCGACGUUCCAUUGGGACCGACAAGCUGUACUGGGCCGUGCUCUCUGAGUACGUGAAAACCAUCUUGAGGAAAGAUUUCGCUCCAGUUGAAUUCUACGUCGAGGGACUUCGGAGUCGUACAUUGAAGUCUUUGCCACCCAAGUUGGGGAUGAUGCACAUGGUACUGGAGCCCUUCUUUAAAGGCGAAGUUUACGAUAUCAGCCUGGUACCCAUCAGCAUCAGCUAUGACCGUGUGGUGGAGGAAUCCCUGCUGGCCUAUGAGAUACUGGGAGUCCCCAAACCAAAGGAGACCACCAUGGGUUUGCUGAAAGCCCGAAAAGUUAUGGAUGAGGAUUAUGGCAACAUGCACGUCUGCUUUGGCCAUCCUCUGUCGGUGAGGGACUUGGCCAAAGGGAAGGUUAACCGCAAGCAGUACAACUUAAUCCCAAGGGACCUUCCCAUGAAGCCGAGCGAGAGCAUCCACGCCUUUGCCAAUACCACAGCACAUCUGGUGCUGCGACUGCAGCAGGACAACAUGGUGCUAAGCCCCUGGAGUCUGAUGGCCACCAUCCUGAUGCAGAACUUAGGCGGCAUCAACCUGAAGCUCCUCACCAAGCAGACGGUGUGGCUGAAGUGGCUGGUACUGGACUUCGGGGCUCUCGUAGACUGGCCAGUCCAGGUGGCCGACAGCGAAGUGAUGUCAUCCGGCCUGUCUCUUCACCAUUCUGUGGUGCGCUGUGAGGGGGACCAGGUGCUCCUGGCGGAGCAGAAGCCGCAGAGGGGAGCUGCUCCGGAGGAGGCCGUGUUCAGACGGGCUGUCGCGGUGCUCAUGUGUGCCUCGUAUCGGAACCAAGCGCUGCAUGUUUUGGCGUCUCCAGCCAUGCUGUCUGUGGCCCUGAGUCUGGCAGCAGCUUCCAGUAGAGCGGAUAUAUACAACCUGUAUGCAUUUCUCCGGGAAAUGUUUUACAAUGAGUUCAUCUUCAUUCCGGACAGGACAGGUCAGGACUUUGAGGAAGCUUGUAGCUUGUUACAGAAGUGCGGCACUGUCCAGAUCAUAAACCAGAACAUCAUGGUGACAGACAAGGGCCUCAGUGUCACGUCAUUCCUCACUGCUGCAGUAGAGCCCUUCAUAGAUGCAUAUCAGGUGAUCUUCAGAUACAUUUGUAGCAGGAGUGUUCAAGAAUUUACUGAAAAGCAGUUUAUAUCUGGCAUUCGUACCUUCACUCUCAACCUUAUCCUAACAGGGGAAGUCAAAUCUUACGACGUCCUUUCAUCGGAAACGCAAAAAAACGCUCUCGCCUCCUUGGUGAGGUUAAAUGCUCUGACAAAGAAAAAAAGAGAAGAGCAGACCUACUUCAGCCCAAAUAAGGCAGCCAUCGGGAGAACUGCAGAUAUACUAGCUGGGAAGAUUGCACCUCAAGCGAGGACCUACUCCAGACUUUAGCCCCAAGUAACUUGAGAAUCAGGAUUGGACAGGAAUUGUACUGUGAAGACCGCGAAUGAGCCCAUUCCUGAGGCUCUGAAACAGGAAGAAUGGGACUUUGAACGUAUUACAUGCUGACAGAUCAGACCAGCAUUUUUGACACCCUCACACACGUAGUCAUUUCUGUCCAUCCAUGCACUUAUUGCGGCAGCUUUGUGAAUUACUGUGAUUAUGAAAUGGAUAGUAGAACCAUUUUUCCUUUUAACAUGAGUUAGUUUAGUGAUAUGCUUUUAUUUGUCAAUGUGACAACAGACUUAAAAUGAUUACUUAUAUCCUGAACUGUUAUUUAGACCACUUUAGUAUUUUUAAAUUAAAUAACUAGCCGAAAUGGCAUUUGUGUUUGGUAUUGCUGCUAGGAUUUGUCUACACUGCUGUAAUAUCCCACAUAUGUAUGUGGGGCUGCAUUCAGAAUAAAAUGAAUUCCCUUUCAUAAUUA
Messenger RNA from Paramormyrops kingsleyae, 2607 nucleotides. RefSeq names its product glyceronephosphate O-acyltransferase 2 (gene gnpat2). The record is from RefSeq and is a predicted model, not a curated record. NCBI's taxonomy places the organism in Eukaryota, Metazoa, Chordata, Actinopteri, Osteoglossiformes, Mormyridae. Gene Ontology annotation, cellular component: mitochondrial membrane; peroxisomal membrane. Gene Ontology annotation, biological process: fatty acid metabolic process; phospholipid biosynthetic process; triglyceride biosynthetic process. Gene Ontology annotation, molecular function: glycerol-3-phosphate O-acyltransferase activity; glycerone-phosphate O-acyltransferase activity.